UAGCGAAUGAGUGAUGUCGACGACAGUCUUCAAACUGAGAACCCAUUGCCGUUGACGCCGUCUGAUUCACCGUUGGGGAUGAAUGAGGCCACACAUAUUCGCCAUUGUAGACAAAGCUCCGAUGUCACCCCUUUAACGGGCCACCAACCCAAAGGUGUACUUACUGGCAGUGCCUACAGCACCCCAAGAUAGAGGACCGAUUGAUUAGUUUGGUUUAUCAAACAAAGGAAAGGCCAAGGAGACAGUUCCUUCGCCUCACCGUCAGCAAAGUAGCGCAAGUCAGCAGACGCCUGCGGGUACUCAAUCAAAACGGGCCGCCGCCCAUCCUAGCAUCAAUUCGAAACAGGCUAUUUCGAUACACUUUUACGCUUGUAAGAAGAUCUUGAGCUAUACAAAACUAAAGGCACUCAGACGAGCAAAGUCAAGCACGCAAGAAAUAUCCUUGCCAGAAAAAGAAGAAGACGAAGAAGAAAAAUAAUGUCCCAGCAUUCACCCUCGGGAGACGACCCCGUUCCAAAGAUGUGGUGGAUCAUGGUCGGCGGGAACAGCCUUGCGUCGUCCCCGACGUGGAACCGCCUCCUGUCUAUGGCGGACGAACGCAACAAGGUAAGGCGGGACGCAGAGAAGGAGAAGAUGGAUUUUCAAGAGGCUCAGAAGACUGCGAAAGAGGAGCUUGAAAGGGCGAAGAAGACGUACAAGGAGACGUUUGGCGGCGGGGUGGCGGCUUGGAGGGAACGAAACCGCGGAGCGGCAGCUAAUGGGGACGGAGCCGGGACCGGGACCGGGACUGGCCCAGAUCACGAGCACCGCACGGGAGAAACGACCACCCCUGAGGACGGGCCCCAGGCAGAUAGGUGAGCAUCCUGCGGCUUUCUCCGAGCUUGAGCUUGAUACCAUGGCUAGAUGAACACGGAGCGCCGCUGCCAUUGCAUGGGAUAUGAUAAGGAAUAGGGG
Colletotrichum godetiae is the source of this 954-nucleotide messenger RNA. RefSeq lists its product as uncharacterized. The transcript has a single exon. Bases 478 to 858 code for a protein of 126 amino acids. NCBI's taxonomy places the organism in Eukaryota, Fungi, Ascomycota, Sordariomycetes, Glomerellales, Glomerellaceae. The record is from RefSeq and is a predicted model, not a curated record.